Molecule: messenger RNA, 28677 nt
Organism: Porites lobata
Lineage: Eukaryota; Metazoa; Cnidaria; Anthozoa; Scleractinia; Poritidae
Source: the annotation of a GenBank genome assembly
CUUGGAGAUUUCCGGAAAGCCAUAGAGUACCAUGAACGAUACCUCAAAAUUUCGACAGAAGUGGGAGACAGAGCAGGGGAAGGAGAAGCGUACGGUGAACUUGGCGUCGCCUAUCACAAUCUUGGAGAUUUCCAGAAAUCCAUAGACUACCAUCAACGACACCUCAAAAUUUCGACAGAAGUGGGAGACAGAGCAGGGGAAGGAAUAGCGUACGGUAAUCUUGGCAUCGCCUAUCGCAGUCUUGGAGAUUUCCAGAAAGCCAUAGACUACCAUCAACGAGGCCUCAAAAUUUUUAAAGAAGUGGGGGACAGGGCAGAACAAGGAAGAGCGUACUGCAAUCUUGGCAACGCCUAUGUAAGUUUAGGAGAUUUUCACAAAGCCAUAGAGUACCAUCAACGACACCUCAAAAUUUCGACAGAAGUGGGAGACAGAGCAGGGGAAGGAGGAGCGUACGGUAAUCUUGGCGUCGCCUAUGACUGUCUUGGAGAUUUCCAGAAAGCCAUAGACUACCAUCAACGACACCUCAAAAUUUCGACAGAAGUGGGAGACAGAGCAGGGGAAAAAGGAGCGUACGCUAAUCUUGGCGUCGCCUAUCACAGUCUUGGAGAUUUCCAGAAAGCCAUAGACUACCAUCAACGACACCUCAAAAUUUCGACAGAAGUGGGGGACAGAGCAGGAGAAGGAGCAGCGUACUGUAAUCUUGGCGUCGCCUAUGGCAGUCUUGGAGAUUUCCAGAAAGCCAUGGAGUAUAAUGAACGAUACCUCAAAAUUUCGAAAGAAGUGGGAAACAGAGCAGGGGAAGGAAGAGCGUACCGUAAUCUUGGCAACGCCUAUGAAAGGCUUGGAGAUUCCCAGAAAGCCAUAAAGUACCACGAAAACAACCUUAAAAUUACGAAAGAAGUGGGAGACAGGGCAGGAGAAGGAGAAGCGUACGGUAAUCUUGCCGUCGUCUAUAGAAAUCUUGGAGAUUUCCAGAAAACCAUAGAGAACCUUGAACGACACCUCAAAAUUUCGAAAGAAGUGGGAGACAGAGCAGGGGUAGGAAAAGCGUACUGUAAUCUUGGCAACGCCUAUGACAGGCUUGAAGAUUUCCAGAAAGCCAUAGAGUACCUCGGACGAUUCCUCAAAAUUUCGAAAGAAGUGGGAGAUAGGGCAGGGGAAGGAAUAGCGUACUGUAAUCUUGGCGUCACCUAUAGUAAUCUUGGAGAUUUCCAGAAAGCCAAAGAUUACCAUGAACGACACCUCAAAAUUUCGAAAGAAGUGGGAGACAGAGUUGGGGAAGGAAAAGCGUACGGUAAUCUUGGCAACGCCUAUAGCAAUCUUGGAGAGUUCCAGAAAGCCGUUCAGUAUUAUAAGAACAGUGUUAUAGCCUUCGACCACAUUAGGGGAAAUCUCAUAUCUAAAGACGAAUGGAAGAUUAGCCUUAAAAAUACGUAUGAUCAUAUAAAUUUGAGGCUGUGGGAGCUGCAGUUUAAGGAAGGUAAAGUCAUUGAGGCACUUUUAACCGCUGAUCAAGGACGUGCACAAGCUUUAAACGAUCUUCUGGAGUUGAAGUAUUGCCUUAAAGGGCUACGCCCAGAAAUAAGAACACUUUGUGGAAGACCAAGUGACUUUGCUAGUUACUUACCACCAAAUACAGCAUUCAUGGGUAUCAGCGAGGGAGGAAUAGUUCUCUGGGUAAACGAGAAAGGAAACGAAAUCAAAACUAGAAGAAGGAAGAUCGAUAUCUCCGUCACAACCUAUUUUCAGUCUCUAUUGGAAACUACACAUAAAGAAAUAGGUGUGACAGCUGAUGUUAACUGUGAAGAUCGCUCAUUAAGUAACCCAAGCGAUAAAAAGUUAGCAGAAGAAAGAUCCAGUAAGCCAAAGUCUUGUCCUUUAUAUUUUCAGACAAAUUCAUUACAAACAUUUUACAAUACGGUUAUAGACCCUAUAAGAGACUUGCUCCAUAGCGAUGAGGUUGUGAUUGUUCCACAAGGACCUCUGUGUUUGGCCCCUUAUGCUGCUUUCAUGGACUUGAAAUCAGAGUACCUCUGUGAAACUUUCAGAAUUCGUCUGGUUCCUUCACUUUCUAGUCUUCGAUUAAUCCAAAAUUGUCCAGCAGAUUGGCACAGUAAGACUGGCGCCCUUCUCGUCGGCGAUCCGUGGGUGCAGGAGGUAGUUUAUGAAGGAAUGACGCUGGGGCAGUUAAAGUGGGCCGAAAAGGAAGUGCAGAUGAUUGGCGAAAUACUUCAAGCAAAACCUCUCGUUGGAAAGCAGGCAACAAAAGAUGAAGUCUUGAGACGUAUUUCCUCGGUUGCUUUGGUGCAUAUUGCUGCUCACGGUAAAAUGGAAACAGGAGAAAUCGCCUUGGCUCCUAACACAACGCGUUCAUCCGUAAAUCCAGCCAGGGAGGACUAUCUCUUAACUAUGAAAGAUGUUUUAGAGGCGAAGAUUAGGGCACGACUUGUUGUACUUAGUUGUUGUCAUAGUGCCUGGGGAGAAGUCAAAUCUGAGGGUGUUGUCGGCAUCGCACGGGCGUUUUUGGGUGCUGGUGCUCGCUCUGUUCUGGUGUCCCUGUGGGCGAUCGACGACGAAGCUACUAUGGAGUUCAUGAAAGUUUUCUACAAACAACUAGUCCAUGGUAGAAGUGCAAGUGAAGCUCUGAAUGACGCCAUGAAAUCCAUGAGAGAAUCUGACCGCUUUAAUGCAGUGAAGUACUGGGCGCCGUUUGUUCUCAUUGGUGAUGACGUAACUCUCGAGUUUGAGGGCAUUUAAUAAAUAGCAAGGUAUUUUGGGAUAUAUAUUAAAACCUCGGAUCAUAUUACGUGCUUUAGGAAACGAAAUUUUAACAAGGAAUUAUUUUUGCUAUAUUACUCAGCAACAAACUCAAACGGUGUCACGUAGCGUCAAUCUGCCAGUCACAGGUCAAAUUCACAACAAAGGAGUCUGACUUUGGUAGUUCUUUUGGUGGUUAAACACUAGAAAAUUUAUUACAAGUCUCAUGAUUUUUUUUUUUUACAUUUGAAAGUGUCGUUGGCUCCAUAUGAGUUCGUUCCACUGUAACUUACAGUCGAACGUGACGUAACCGACGACCCAAAAUCCGAAGAUCAAAUUUCCGGUCGCUUACGGAAGGUAGUCGUUUAGGAAAGUCUCCAAAUAUGGUAACUCCUCUAUUAAGCCUCUCUAUUAACCCUUUAAGCCCCAAGAUCGAAAUACAAAUUCUCCAGACCGAUCUCAAUACGUUUCUUUUAAGAAUAGUUGGGACAAUUUGGUUUAAGAUCAAAGUAUUCUCGCUUUGGUCAUCAAUUUAGUACUUCUCAUAACCUUUACUCUUGUUGAUCUGCUGAUGUUGUUAGGAGAAAAUUGAUGUUGGACACUCUUGGGAUCUAAAGGGUUAAGCGAAGAUUAUGGUAUCAUUUCAAUCUUUAUAAAGAACUAGAGCGCAAACUGGAAAAGAUCAGGCACAUGAAGUUGGAGGUCAUGAAGCUGAAGAUCAAACUCAAAUGCGAUCUUCCAGCUCGUGAAUAAACCAUACCGGAUAAUAAGUCCCCAUGAAGCGUUACAGUCGUGAUAAUUAAUACAUGUAUCAUACGUCUAUUAUUUAAGAAAAGGGAGAAGGGGCUGGAAAGAGAGAGGGGGUUUAAUAACUUUCUUUCUCUGAAAAGGGGAGCUUAUUUGAGAGGGGGGCUUAAUAGAGGAUUUAUGGUAUGCAAGUUUCUUUAAAUCUACAAUGAGUCUAAUCAUUGGUUGAAGUUACCAGUUUUAUAAAUGUGACCCAUUGCUCUAAUAGAUUUAGUGCGUGUUCGAUUCACCUGAUUCCGCGUCUCAAAUAAAAAUAAAUGGAAUAAACUCUCUAGAAAUCACUUGUUUUGUCUUUCAUAGUAUUGCAAUAUCUACAAAACUGCUUGAAAUAAAGUAUUCUGAUCUAUAUAAAUUUUAAAUGGUUCAAAAUUGCAGUAUAGAAGAGGUUUGUAACAAAACUUUUGCGUAUUCUUAUUCCGGAAUACGAUCAAUAGAGCGCACUCUUUUAGAAGUCAGUUGUCAAAAUGUUAUGCCUCGCUAGAUGAAAUCACUAUCCUUUUCUUUUGUUAGCUUACUAACGUUGCUUUUUGCUGUUGUUGUUGUUGUAUAGGUAUGAUGAAGAAUGCGGUGAAGCAGUUCCUAGCUGUCUGAAGUUGAAGUCGGUCUCUAAUUUGUGUCACAAUUACGAGAUGGAGCCUUCCUCCCAAGAAUAGGAACACUUUAUCCAGAAGAGAACAUUAUAUGCUGUUAAUAAAUAAGUUGAAGCUUUACGUAGUCUGAAAAUUACAGGGUACGUUUAGUAGCUUAAUAUUUUGCGACCAGUCGUGUGCACUUAAAAGUUGUUUUAUAGUCACCUAAAAAAUAUCAGGAAUCAGUGGUCAAUUUCGGCUAUUUCCAUUGACACCACAUGGGACAGAGGCACUUUAGAGUAGCAAUUUAAUAUACAGUGAAACCUCUAUUAAGCGGACCCCCAAUUAAGCGGACACCCUCUAUUAACUGGACACUAAGCCAGGUACCGAAAUUAACGCCUUAUGUUUCCCUUUAUAACGAACCCCUGUUCAGCGGACACCUCUAUUAAGCGGACGCGGACACUAAAAUAAGGUGUAUUUGGCUAAUUUCUAUUGUUAAAAACCUCUAUUAAGCGGACGCAGGACUGAAUUGACAAUAGUAGUAUUGGAUUACGUCCUUGAAAUAGAGACCGAAGUCAGUUAAUGUUUUUGCAUUUACAAACAAAUUAAAGUUGGCAAUGAAGGGUAAUAAACUUGAACUCUGGAUAGCUUCUUUAACAAUAUGUAACUUUAUCACAGUACUGAGUAACCGUUGAAUGUUGAUCGUUAACAAACAUUGCGCAAUUUUUACAACCUCUAUUAAGCGGACACUUGGGAAGGUCCCAAAGGUGUCCGCUUAAUAGAAGUUUCACUGUAGUUCGUUACUGUUAUAUUAUUUACACAGCUGUAGUUUUAAACUUUUUUUGGCAAAUUGGUUUAAGUUUAUUGGUGUCUAGAUUGGUCUCCAUUCCAAUACUGAAGUCAAAUUCCCAUUUCACUAGGUCAAAUCACUUAUAAAUGUAGUCUUACAUUUACUCGUCUUAUUGAUAAGUGUAUAGUAUUUAUUUUUCAUAGCCCAGGCUUAUUCGCGUUCCCAACGUUGUUUUUACCAUCAAGUUUUCUGAUUUCUCUUCUCGACGCCUUUUACAUACAAGAAGUAAAGCAGGAAAAAAAAUAGAAAGAGAACUAGGGAAAAUUAAAAAACUCCGUAAUUGUUUGGUGCCUGGUCAAAACAAAUUAAAGAGUACAUCGAUCUCUGUUUUGUGGAAAACAACAUUUCCAAGUUUGAUUUAAGUCCUCGUGACUUUUAAUUAUACAUCUUGACAGAGAAUACGUGUAACAAUCGAAGAAAGCAUAGCAAGAGUAACAAGUGUAGCAAGGGCCGGUGGUAAGUGUAGCAAGCAAACUUUGCUAACGUAGUAAGUGUAGCAAGCAAAGCAAACGUAGCAAGUGUAGGAAGCGUAGCAAUUGCAGCAAACGUAGUCCACGUUGUGCAUAAUGAUGAGAUCGGCAAAAUUUAAGACUUUGUAUGGAACAUGUUACAAACAUUGCUACUUUAUAUUGCCACAAUUAACACAGAAUUUGAAAUGAAAAUGAAAUGUCUUACUUUUUUAUUGUAUAUGUUGCAAUUUGUGAGUUUCUCGGGCUGGUAUCAAGCAUUUUUGAAAAGAUAUUAAGAUUUUUGUUUUUCUAGUUUAAUUAAACAUUAUAAUUAUUGGAAGGCCGGAGACAAUUGAAGACUGCUCCCCAUUCGCAGGUUGAUAAAUUCCGUCGUAAUAUCUAAAUCGCCUUAAUUUUUUUUACCAACAUAAUUAAGCACCCUGGACCUACCUCAUAUCAUUGUCCUGGCUUCUAAAUCCAGGUUUAAGCUCUUUAAAAAUCUUCCGAAACAGCAAUUUGCCCUUUCAUCCCAUGUAGUUUCAAUCAAGUUGCACACGUACUACUCUGCGGCACGGGUUUCGAGGACAAAAAUGGUAUCAGGUAAGGGAUAGGUGAACAAAGAUUGUACACAAACAAAUUAAAAAUGACGCAGGGGUUAUAAUGUCAACAUCAGAAAACGGACUAGAAUUAUCGGUAAAAAUCUCGGGAAACACGAAGACUCAAAUCCCACACGUGGUUCGUAGCGAAGGUCUCUCUAAAAACCAAGUGCCCGGAUAACUACAAAAAUAACCGCAGACCUAGUAUCAACAUUACAACAGGGGUGAGGGGCUUUGUCGCCGAGCUUGGAAAUACAUAAAAUUUAAGCGGGAAGAUGAAGCUGUCUCUACCGAAAUACUUCUAAGUAUGGACUUAACACUUUUAGGUACUAUGGACCAAACAUCUGGAACUCCCUGCACGAUGAUUUAAAAAAUGCUUCUACCAUUAAAAAUUUUGUGUCGCAAGUUCCAAAUAUCACUUUCGAUACCUGUGAUUGUUAUUUAUAUUGUACUGAGAGUCAAAAAAUUUAAGUUGUUUAUCAGGCAAAAGGUAUAAUCCAGUUUUUAAGUCUUUAUGGGUAAAUACAGUCAUUAAAAUCCUUUUACUUGUUUAUUUACUUAUUUGUUCAUUUAACUAAUUUAUUUAUUUUUUCAUCAUCAUUAUUAUUUUUCUUAAGCUAAGUUUUAUGGUUGUCAACUCGACGCAUUUGCAUUUAAUACUAUGAGCAGCAUAGGCGUACGGGAAAUUUUUUGCCAGGGGGGGCGGUAAACCAUUUGCCCAAAAAAAUUCUCGCAAGUGUCCCAAAUUUUUACAGAAGAGUUGAAAAGAAACGAGGGCCAUAUUGCAACAACAUAGGCCAUACUGGCGUAUAAAGGUGGCUCGAUACAGUUUUUCAGGGUCAAUGCCAAGUUUGAGCAUAAACUGCGUCGCCAUAAACAAACAUUAGGAAAAAUUGCCACCACAGUAGAUGAAAAUUUGUCAUGAUCAGGGUUGCAAUGACAUCGGAGUUGUCAUAGCAUCGAAAUCACGCCAUUACCUAUUUUACUUCAGCAAAAUUAAAAAUUCUCGGCACUGGGAACCUUACAAAAUUGUUCACAGGAGCUUUUUUCGCAAAUACGGUCUUCACCAUGUUUGCAAAGUUUAAGCAAAAUCUAUAAGAGCUUUACUGAAAUAGUUAGGGAUGAAGUCUUUACCGUUAGAAAUACGGUAAGAAAAGGAAAAUUGUGAGGUUUGGCUGUUAUCUGUAGAAAAUGAAGCGCUUUUGACUUGCAAUUUCACCUCAUAGUAGUAUUAUUCUUUUUAAAAACGUGUGUGAAAGAUCGGGGGGAUAGCUCUUCCCGAUUGCUAGAAAGAAGGAUUUGAUUAGUAUGUAUCGCGGCGCUCUUGUUAGCGGUUUUGUAAACAUUUCGGUCUACUUUAAUAAAUUAGCGAAUAAUUUUAAACAACUUGAUAGAUUUUUUAAAAGAAUUAAGAUUCUUCUCGUGAUUCAAACUGAGAAUUAGUCAGCCACUGCUCCGUUUUCAGACCUACCCUGUUCUUCAAGUGGAGAUGAUUCUAGAAAGUUAUGCGAAAGUUUAUUCUAAUCAAUUCAUGACUGGAUAGCCCAUUCCAGCUAGUGCAGUGCAGCACGGUGCCCAACAAUAACAAAAAAAUAAAUAUGAAAAUUAGUCAUCACAUAUUAGGCGAUUACUGUCUCGUGUGAAUGUAACUGCAUUAUUACGCCGACUUCAGGUUAAUAUUCAAGUCUUCAAAAUAAUUAAAUAAACAUGGAGACGUCUUUAAAAAGAGGCUUUGCCCAAAUUUUCUCUUGCUGCCCAAAAAAUCUGCGUUGCCCAAAAUUUGGGGGAGCUGCAGCCCCCCUCGCCCCGCCCCCCUGGCCCGUACGCCUAUGACUAUGAGCCUAACAACCUCCAGUUGUUCGAGUAUAAAUUAAAAAAGAAGCAUAUACCCGAGUGUAGUACGUAGCAAGCCGGCAGCAAAUGCAGCACAAAAGUGUAGCAAGCGUACGAAAUGUAAUAGGCGUAAUUUAUCCAGUGUUAAUUUGUAUUUUAGGUUUUAAUCAUAAACUGAGACAUGAGUAUUAUUGUGAUUACACUGUCUCUGAGUCAAACGCUAAGAGCAAGAGGGAGAUUAAGACGGCUAGUCAUAUGAAUGCCAAAAUUCCUUGCUAUUUUCGGUCAAGUGACACAUGACGAGUAUACUAUUUUCAUUGCACUUGUCAAUAUACAGAAAUGAUAUCCUUCCUUUUUGCAAAAUGAAGCCGCUUGCACUUUGAAAGAGUUGCAGCGAUACGUUUUCGUUUUUAAGGGAAAUGAGUGUUUUGGGCCUCUGCAGAGAAGAAACAUUGCAUGUGUUCCAUAAUAUGGGCAACUAAUAGCAAUCAAAUAAUUUGUAUCAAAGAUUGGUCAAGUGAGUUUUGUAAAACCAAAACCAAAGUAACUGCUAUGACCAUUCACAACAGGAGCAAAUAGUGACAUAAACCAGCCAAAACUGGAAGAAAUUACAUGUACCAUGCUUGCAGAAAGCGCGAGAGCAUGCGCUUGCAAGUCGCGAUUUGGUUUGGUUUUACUUCUCUUUUGCUGAAAAAGUGGCCCGUGUUUUGUCAAAUACACUCUUUUUUUUUAUAAGAAUGUUGUUUUUCCGGCCCAGACUGAAUAUUCUUAUUUUUCUGCCGAUUUUAAGCUGAAAAUAUUCUUGUAUUAUUCUUAAAUUAUAGCUUAUGACAUUUCCGUUUUAGAAUUGUGCACGUGCUCCAUCGCUUUUCGUUGCAGUCAGCGAGGUCAAGAUGUGACGUCAAACGACACUUGGCCGUUUUGGCUUUAAAAAAAGCAUUUCGCUCAGAAAUAACGUGAUGGAAACGAAAGUACCCGAUUUUGUUUCAACUAUGUCAAGCACAAUUAAGUGUAAUCACUGCAGUAAACUCUUUGUCAACCAGCAAGGGUUGUCUGUACAUGACAAAUGUGUGCAUGGUGUUAGCGGAGUGACAAAGGCAGCCAAAAUUAUUUCUAUCCUUUUCAAAAUCACAGCCUCGGCUUUAUUCUUAAAAUAUUAUUAAAAUUCGCAAAUUUCAGCCUCCAUAUUCUUAUAAAAUAUAUUCUUAUAAAAAAAAAAGAGUGUAACCAAUCACCGUGCGGCGUAGCAAAACCAUAGCAAACGCAAUUUACUUUCGAUCUUAACUUGAAAACCACUCUAGUUAACCAGACCUUCAGAUAAGGGGAAGGGGGGGUGGGGUGCGGUCAUCCAGACCCUGAGAUAAGCGGGGGAAGGCCGGUCUCCACGCCCACCCCCACCCCACCCCACCUCCCUCCCACUCUCACUCAAACUCAAAUAAGCGCCCACUCCCUUCCCGCUACCACCCAAAAAAGGAAUAAGUACUAAUUUGAGACUUCCCCGAAGACGGAGUUUUCUUCAAAGUGUUUUGCCGAAACGGCUUGCUUUGUUACAUCUCCGCGUUUUGCUAUUACCAUUUACCGUUUUCUUGCAAAAUAUACAUACUACACUUGUUGAAAAUGGCGAAAAUUUAAUAAGCACCCAGCCUCUCAUAAGCGCCCACCCUGAAUAAACGCCCAUUCUCAAGGUCCAAAUAUUUAAUAAGCGCCCAGGGCGGUUAAUCCAAUAAAUACGGUAUUAGAAGAUAUGUUUAUGGUACGCCUUCAUGCAUACAAAGCUCUACAAAGGUGCGUGAAACGUUUCGGCAAAUAACUCAGGUCUUUGUGGGCCACAAAGACCUGAGACUUGGACAAAUUGCUUAUAUGCUAGUCUUUUAUAACAUUUCAUUUUCUUGGCUUCUUCCACUGGACGGUUUCCAAUUUAUUUUUUUUGUUGCGUGACAGUGAAAACGAACUAUAUCGAAUCUACUUAGUAUAAUGUGAGCCUCGUCAGAAGGUCAAUCACAAGACUGUCCACAAGGCAUAUCUUUCCAGCAAGUUUCGGAGAAAAAACAGGAAGUAUCAGACCAACUUCAUCUGCGGAAGGUUCCAUCAGUCGACAGAACCUGUUGUAAGAUAUUUUUUAAAGCUCUUUAUCAUUUUGUUCAGAGAAAUGUUGAUAACUGUAUAUUAGAUUUAAUAUCACGCCUCAUUUUACGUCAAUUUCGUUGACGUAAGUUCAUGAAAGUGAAACUGAAAGCUAAAUGAAGGGAAAAAUCCCUCAUACAAGAUUCAACAUUCACUUGGUAAAAGGUUUGACUGUCGCUCAGGUUAGUUUUGUGCAGGUCCUGUUUUUUGUGAAGGAAUGUUCAAUUGACUUUAUACAUAAACUUGUUUUGCAAAAUACGAUUUCUUCGUUGACUAUUUCGUCGUGACAAAUCAAGCGAGCUAUACUAUAUAUCAAAACGACUCGGCAAUUUAUAAUCAACGUAGGCAUUGUAUUAGCUCAAGUUACACUAGAAUUUACCUGAGAGAUGCAUUUGGUUCUUAAUCUCCAUCUAUUAUUUUCUCGUAGACCCUUUCGUCGUCACGAAUCAAGGACUGUCUGCUGUACCCUCUUACAAACUAUCAAGAUUACUCGAGAAUUUAGAACUGAGGUAUGCAUUUAAUACGUUAGCUGCAGUUACACCAGAUAGAACUCCCUAUCCAAAGAUAACAAAUGCCUUUGGCGUUAAUCGCCGGGAAACUUUCUGACGAACCUUAUUUUGGGAUACAGAUUUUGAAGGAAUAGAUAAACAGGAUUUGGCAGUUGAACUUUGUUUAAUCUUCUUUUGUGCAACAAUGACAAGCUUGACCAGAGCUAAAACUGAAUAUAUCCUAGCUUACAGAUGCUUCUAUUUAUACUGAAAAGAUCAAUUUAAUUACUAGGUAUACCUAUCGGUAGAGUGCCAACGAGCAAAUCAUGCGUAUUUUUCAUAGGAAUGGAUUCCUUUUUUCCAACAUUUGACAGUUUCUUGCCCGGGGGGGGGGGGGGGGGGUACUUUAGGAAUUUCUGGGUGGGGAUGUGCCGCUGGGACCCUGGAACCCUUAACCUAUACCAGAGCUAGUUCAGCUGAAUUUUGCUACCCUAUACUAGACAAUGACUAGAGUAAAAUCCCCAAAAUCCCGCUAUCCUAGAGUAGCUGUUUCUCUAGUCUAGAUAAAAUCUUCAACCAACUGACCAGUUUCCUGAAAAAUGAUACCCUAUUCUAGACCCAAAAGCUCUGAUUUAUACACCCUAUCCUAGAGUAAACUGCUUGAAAACCAUACCCUUUACAGCGGCACAUACCUAUAUCGCCCAUAUAUGGCAGUACCCCCCCCCCCCCGGGGUUUCUUGGUCCCUUCCUGUUGAAAGGAUUAUUUUCUUGAAACUGAGGUGCUAUGCAAGUAUAAAGGUUCAGAGACGAGUCAGUUCUCAGACUCCUGUGGCUUUACGAACCUGCUAUAUAAAAGUUUGAAGUGUCAUGAGGCAUACUUUUUUGAAAGAAUAAAAGAUCUUGCAGAGGAAGCGAUCGUUAAUAUUUAGGGGAAAAUAUAAAAAAUGAUCGUUUCUCUUACCACUACAAAAUUAGUGUCGGUUCGGUUUCACUUUGUAGAUAAAUAUUUGUGUAGUUUAAUCAUUUAAACCUCCUCUGAAAAUUCCCGAGGCUUUAUGUCGAGUUCCCGAUUGAAUUUUAGAAUGAUUCGCUGCGCUGCUUGAAAUGUUUCCAAGGACAUGCGAUGUACGGCACGUCGGUAUUUUGUUUUCACUUUAUUAUAAACUCGGCCAGGUUUCGAAAAAAUAGCGUUGUUUUCUUUUCCUUUGUCGUUCGCUCUAGGCUUGUAAUUCUUUUUUAUUCUUAUUUUUCCAUUUGCUGGUUAGGUUUUUUCCCCAACAUCAGAUUUUCCAACAGAAGCGACUAUAUACUCUUCGUAUCAAGCUUUCCUUAUCUCCUGGUGUAAUCUGAUCCUUUUGCUUGUUUCACGUGGAAAAAUAUUCUUUGCUUAAACUGUUGUUUUACAAACUUCUCUUCGUUAAAACCUUACAUUAAUGGCCCCCCAAAUUAAUACAAUGCAUCAAGUUUUCAUUUUCCUUGACUGCCGGGGCUAGAUUUAGGUGAAUAAACAAUAAAAACGUACCACAUUCAAGUUCAGUCUUCGCGUGCCGCUGAGGAAAGAGCACAUGUGCGCCAAGUAUAGUUCACCGCCUUUUGAUUGGCUGAAACUGUCACACCACUUGGUCUCAGGGGAAUCUACAUUACAUGAGGUUACACUUUUUGAAGCUCGAUCAAGAAUUUUUCUGCCUACAGCCGAGUCUUGCGCGGCUCUAUUCUUCUGUCCCCUCGCCAUCCGAGCGUCUUCGCUCGGAUGGCUCGUUGGCAAUUAAUAGCUGUGGUCACACUACAGACUUCUACCUAGGUAAAACCGAUUUACCUAGGGCAAAUUAAUCAAAAAUCUCCCGAGGUAAAUUCAUCUCGGGUUUUGUUUUACCUGGGUAAAAAUUGUGGGAAGGUCACACUACUGAUAUCGGCUCCCAAAGUUUUCAAGCCAGUUGAAUUUUUUGGAGCGUCAAUUCAAGAAGGCAAAAUGCGCAGGGAUCUAGCUGAUCAAAGAGACGUUUUUUUCUUUUAUCUCGCUGUUAUUUCUUACGCUAAUUCAACGUGCAAGGUGAAGAAAGGCGAAGACGUAGACGACUCGUGCCCCCAAAAUUUCUUUCACAGCUUGAUCUAUGUCCGGUUCUGUCAUCAAGACUUUCGCCGAUGAGCGUCUAUUGGCUAGCAACCUCGGUAUUUCAUUUUUCCCUAGCUAUUGCUUUGGGGUAGCUGUCAAGGUAAACUCUAUUGUUUUCGAGACAUAUCCAAGACCCAGACGAGAAAAUUUCCAAAAUCGGUCACACUUAAAAAGUCAAGUUUCCCUAGGUAGACUGUCAACAAGUCGUGUUAACCUAGGUAAAAAGUCUGUAGUGUGACCACAGCUAAUAAGUUUAAGCAAGAUCAAUAACAUUCAUAUGCAGAAAAAUAGGUGUUUGGGAGUGUUAAUGAGUAUAGGAUCAAAAGGAACCGUAAUUGAACCGUUUUCAGCUGUGACGAUAGGUUUUGUCCUUCCAAACACAAAUCGAGGAAAUAAGCGUUAAGAGAAUUCGAGCGACUUCGGCGUAUGAACAACAAGGGGGAAAACUAACUCUGCAACUCGCUUGGCUAGCGGGAAAGGAACUCGUCACUGUUCCACAAUACUAGGAUCUGCUACAACUGGAAAACAGGACAGCACUCAAACUUGGACUUCAAGAGUUUAAUCUUCAGCUCAUGAACGUAAAUCAUACAGGCAUUUGCAACCAAAAUGCAAAUCGUACCGGCAUGUAAAUCGCAAGGUAAAUCGAAAAACAGCUGGGAUAACAGUGUUCUAUUUAUACUAACCGAUCAAGUUAUUGCAACGUCACAAAACAAAUGGAAAGAAAGCUGAAUAAAAUCAGGUGAAUACUGAAAACAAAUCUGGGUAAAUUGAGCUUUAAAGUUUAAAUGCUCAACUAAAUGACUCAAAAUUAAAUGUCAGUCACAGAGAUGAAUUUCAGAAACUACAAAGAUUCAGCAGUAAAGCUGUGCAAAGAAUUCGAGUUUCCUUUGCUCAGGAUUCCUUAAAAUUACAAAAUAAAAACUACGAAAGGUUGGUAUUUGAACAAGGGAACGAUCCAAUUAUUCCGCAGUGACUAAGUUGCAUAAUUAUUCAGAAACUAAUUUUAUUAUAUGGAGGAGAGUGUUUUACUGGGAACUAAACCACUCGUAGAUUCCAUACGCCACUUCAUCCGGGACCCGAGUGGCGUAUUUUCCGUCUGUCACCUUUGUGAGUGUCGUAUCGUUCAAAGACCUCACGAUUCCCGCCUUUUUCUUUUGUUGAAUUGGUUUCUCCAUAUAAUAAAAAGAACAUUACACGUUGGCUCGAAGAUAUGAAUUUUAUGUUCUCGUGGCAAGAACAAUAUCUCACUCGUUCGCUUCGCUCACUCGUGAGAUAUUGUUCUUGCCACUCGAACAUAAAAUUCAUAUCUUCUCGCCACCGUGUAAUAUCCUCUAUAUCCUUUUAAAAGUCAAUAUUGAAGUAACAUGUGUAUAUAAUUUAAAAGAACUAAAACAUCUCAAUGCAAAUGCAAAGUAAAUUACCGCUGGAACAACUUCAAAGGGAAUAUUUAAAAGUUACAUAUGAAGUUCGAGGCAAAUAAAGGGUACAUGGAAAAUCUCUCCUUACACAGCUGCCACUGUGAAAACUUUGCAAAACUAGUAAUGACCGAAUUCCUUUACAAGAAUUGAAAUCGCUAGUCAGUAAGGUAUUAAGUUUUUCCGAGAUUCUAUCGAAACUCCCGAGAUUUUAGUUUUAAGUUAGUAAAGUGAGUGAAAUUCGCUUAAAACUGGUUCAACUCUGAACAGAGAAGUUAAAAGGUAUCAAGGCGCGUGGCCCAACCCAAGUUUUAAUGAGUUAACGAAAACUGAUUAUUAUUCGACUUUAGGGGUUGAAGUGCGAAAAGUUUUCGGCCCUAUUGGUCCCCGCUUAAACCUCUGACAGAUGAGCUAUUUAUAGCUCAAAAAUGAGCCUCGUCAGAAGGUCAAUCACAAGACCGUCCACAAGGGGCAUAUUUUUCCAGCAGUUUUGGGAGAAAAAACAGGAAGUAUCCGAAGUAUCCUUGCAGAAAGUGCGAGAGCAUGCGCUUGCAAGUCGCGAUUUGGUUUGGUUUUACUUCUCUUUUGCUGAAAAAGUGGCCCGUGUUUUGUCAAAUACACUCUUUUUUUUUUUUUUUAUAAGAAUGUUUGUUUCCUGCCCAGGCUGAAUAUUCUUAUUUUUCUGCCGAUUUUAGGCUGAAAAUAUUCUUGUAUUAUUCUUAAAUUAUAGCUUAUGACAUUUCCGUUUUGGAAUUCAGCACGUGCUCCAUCGCUUUUCGUUGCAGUCAGCGGGGUCAAGAUGUCACGUCAAACGACACCUGGCCGUUUUGGCUUUAAAAAAAGCAUUUCGCACAGAAAUAGCGUGAUGGAAACGAAAGUACCCGAUUUUGUUUCAACUAUGUCAAGGACAAUUAAGUGUAAUCACUGCAGUAAACUCUUUGUUAACCAGCAAAGGUUGUCUGUACAUGAGAAAUGUGUGCAUGGUGUUAGCGGAGUGACAAAGGCAGCCAAAGUUAUAUCUAUCCUUUUCAAAAUCACAGCCUCGGCUUUAUUCUUAAAAUAUUCUUAAAAUUUCGCAAAUUUCAGCCUCGAUAUUCUUAUAAAAUAUAUUCUUAUAAAAAAAAAAGAGUGUAACCAAUCACCGUGCGGCGUAGCCAAACCACAGCAAACGCAAUUUACUUUCGAUCCUAACUUGAAAACCACUCGUGGCGAAUCCAGACCUUGAGAUAAGGGGGAGGGGGGUGGGGGGACGAUCAUCCAGACCCUGAGAUAAGCGGGGGGAGGCCGGUCUCCACGCCCACCCCCACCCAGCCCACCUCCCUCGCACUCUCACUCAAACUCAAAUAAGCGCCCACUCCCUUCCUGCUACCACCCAAAAAAGGAAUAAGUACUAAUUUGAGACUUCCCCGAAGACGGAGUUUUCUUCAGAGUGUUUUACACAAACGGCUUGCUUUGUUACAUCUUCGCGUUUUGUUAUUACCACUUACUGUUUUCUUCCAAAAUAUACAUACUACACUUGUCGAAAAUGGUGAAAAUUUAAUAAGCACCCAGCCUCUCAUAAGCGCCCACCUUGAAUAAACGCCCAUUCUCAAGGUCCAAAAAUUUAAUAAGCGCCCAGGGCGGUUAAUCCGAUAAAUACGGUAUUAGAAGAUAUGUUUAAGCGCACGUCUUCAAGCAUACAAAGCUCUACAAAGGUGCGUGAAACGUUUCGGCAAAUAACUCAGGUCUUUGUGGGCCACAAAGACCUGAGACUGACCUGAGACAAAUUGCUUAUAUACUAGUCUUUUAUAACAUUUCAUUUUCUUGGCUUCUUCCACUGGACGGUUUCCAAUUUAUUUUUUUGUUGCGUGACAGUGAAAACGAUCUAUAUCGAAUCUACUUAGUAUAAUGUGAGCCUCGUCAGAAGGUCAAUCACAAGACUGUCCACAAGGCAUAUCUUUCCAGCAAGUUUCGGAGAAAAAACAGGAAGUAUCAGACCAACUUCAUCUGCGAAAGGUUCCAUCGGUCUACAGAACCUGUUGUAAGAUCUUUUUUAAAGCUUUUUGUGAUUUUGUUCAGAGAAAUGUUGAUAAAUGUCAGUAUAUUAGAUUCAAUGUCAGGCCUCAUUUUACGUCAAUUUCGUUGACGUAAGUUCAUGAAAUUGAAACUGAAAGCGAAAUGAAGGGAAAAAUCCCUCAUACAAGAUUCAACAUUCACUUGGUAAAAGGUUUCAUUGUCGCCCAGGUUAGUUUUGUGCAGGUCCUGUUUUUUGUGAAGGAAUGUUCAAUUGACUCUAUAUAUAUACUUGUUUUGGAAAAUAUGAUUUCUUCGUAGACUAUUUGGUCGUGACAAAUCAAGCGAACUAUACUAUAUAUCAAAACGACUCGGCAAUUUAUAACCAAGGUAGGCAUUGUAUUAGCUCAGGUUACACUAGAAUUUACUUGAGAGAUGCAUUUGGUUCUUAAUCUUCAUCUAUCAUUUCCUCGUAGACCCUUUCGUCGUCACGAAUCAAGGACUGUCUGCUGUACCCUCUAGCGAACUGAUCAAGAUUAAUCGAGAAUUUAGAACAGAGGUAAGCAUUUAAUACGUUAGCUGUAGUUACAUCGGCCAGAUAGAACUCCCUAUCCAAAGUUAAGAAAUGCCUUUAGGGUUAAUCGCUGGAAAACUUUUUGACGAACCUUAUGUUGGGGUACAGAUUUCGAAGGAAUAGACAAACAGGACUUGGCAGUUGAACUUUGUUUAAUCUUCUUCUGUGCAACAAUGACAAGCUUGACCAGAGCUAAAACUGAAUAUAUCCUAGCUUACAGAAUGCUUCUAUAUUUAUACUGAAAAGAUCAAUUUAAUUAAGUUUAAGCAAGAUCAAUAGCAUUCAUAUGCAGAAAAUAGGUGUUUGGGAGUGUUUAUGAGUAUAGGAUCAAAAGGAACCGUAAUUGAACUGUUUUGAGCUGUGACGAAACGUUUUGUCCUUCCAAACACAAAUCAGGGAAAUAAGCGUUAAGAGAAUUCGAGCGACUUCGGUGUGUGAACAACAAGGGGGAAAACUAACUCUGCAACUCGCUUAGCUAGUGGGAAAGGAACUCGUCACUGUUACACAAUACUAGGAAUGGAACUCAUUUUAUAAAAACGCACGCACAUACAGUCAGAAGGUCAAUCACAAGACCGUUCACAAGGCAUAUUUUUCCAGCACUUUUCGGAGAAAAGACGGCAAGUAUCCGACCAACUUUAUCUGCGGAAGCUUCCAUCAGUCUACAGAACCUGUUGUAAGAUAUUUUUUAGAGCUCUUUGUGAUUUUGUUCAGAGAACUGUUGAUAACUGUAUAUUAGAUUUAAUGUCACGCCUCAUUUUACGUCAAUUUCGUUGACGUAAGUUCAUGAAAUUGAAACUGAACACUAAAUGAAGGGAAAAAUCCCUGACACAAGAUUCAACAUUCACUUCGUAAAAGGAGGGUGUGAAUGGGGUUACAGUCAAACCAGGUCAAGCGUUCCCGUCGCUAACGAACUAAUGAAUUCAUUCACGGAAAAAUGAUUUCGUUUGUUGAUUCAAUAAUCCAUUCAUAAAAUAAACAAUCCAAUAGUCAUAUUUAGCCUCGAUUCCAUAAUCGAAUGUUGAUUCGAUUACUGUUUUUUGAAAAAUUACACUUUCCACAAGUUGACCUCAGAAUUUUGUUUUUUCCUUUUUUUUUUCUGAGAGUCGAGUGCUGGCGAGUUCUGAAGUUCAAACCCAAACAAACUGUUACAUGUACGCCAGUUUGCUGCCAAUAAUCAGUGCAACAGACCUAGGCCUGACCCCUUAGAAAACACGACGGUCAAACUGAGGUCAGUGUAUGUGCGGUGAUUGGUGGAUUUCGAUCCUCGGCCUUUGUCAGUUUCUUUGCGUUUGCGGUCUGUCUAUUCUAGCUGUUAUUUUGAUUAAAGGCAAUGAAAAACGCAAUCGUAAACGGCAGGAAAAGGGAAGCAAAUACGAUUGAACACAACAUACAAGAAUAAAGGACAGGUAGAUUUUGUUCAUAAACCAAAUCAACAUUUGAUUAUUGAAUCGAGGUACAAUUUGACCGUUGGAUUAUUCAUUUUAUGAAUGGAUUAUUGAAUCAACAAACGAAAUCAUUUUUCCAUUAAUGAAUUCAUUAGUUUGUUAGCGACGGGAACGCUUGACCUGGUUUGACUGCAACCGACUAGCGACAGAGGGCGAAAAAUAUUACUGACUACCGACAAAAUGAGUAAAAAAUUACCGACUACUGACAGGAAAAAUAUUAACCGACUACCGACAUGGGCUGAUAUUAUCAAUAUUUGUUUCCAGAAAAAAGAGCAUUUUGUAUUUAAUCUAACCGUUAGCUCGAGGAAAUAAGUAACCUCUUUAAAUUUAUGACUCAUCAUAUGGCCUAAGGGAAAGAAUUUCCUUUUUUUGCUGUUGAUACAGGUACAUUGCUACGGCCAAUAUCAAAAUCACAAAGUCACACCUUAAAGAUGCUACCGACUUUAUAAAUUUUAUUGAAAAGUCAAAGGUGAAAAAACCGAACGUUUUUUGCUUAGAUUAAUCCUCAAAGAAAAUUCUUUCCCGUUUAAUGUAAAGAACUAUCAGUACAAACCCACGUUACCGCGAUGAACGCAAAGACAGCAGUUUCCUUAGCUUUCUAACAUUUUCAUGGCACAUGCAUAUUGAAACACAAAGUUUAAGCAAAACCGUCUUUAAACCAACUGUUUGAAAACGCUACAUAAAUGACAUUGUUCGCUAUGGGACAUAAGUAAACCAGACAUCGUAGCUUUCUUCGCGGAACAAGUAAACUUACAUGCCCUCCCAUGAAAUUCACGGCCGAAAGAUCUGAAAAUGAGACAUUCUUUUUAGAAACGGUUGUAUACCAAGGUACAACAUUCAGCGAAAAAAUGAGAAAAAGCUAUCCUUGACGUAAAGACGCAUUUGAAACGGAAACCUUACAGUAUAUACAUUUUCACCUCUUAUCACCCACCAAUUGUUAAAGCGCCUGUUUGACAAACGAGAAGCCUUGAGAAUCCUACGAACAAACUCCUCUGAGGAAGUAUUUCAGAUUUCAAAAGCGCUUGAUGGACAGAGGCUAACCACACAAUUUUGAAAGAAAAAUUGCUAUUAGAAGUAAAACUCACAGAAAGGAAGGCAGCGCUCCUGAAAAAAAAACAACCAGGAAGAAAAAGACUGAAAUAUUGCCUUUCGUGACACAAUACCAGCCCUUAGUGUCUAUAAAAAAGAAGCUUUAAUGAAAAAGUGGAAUCUCAUACAAAACCAGCCACUACCUUGCCAAAAUUUUAAAGAACCACCUAAAGUGCUAUUUCUUUGAGAAAGGAAAAUUAUGGCAAAGGACAUGCUUGUUAGAACCAAAACACGGGAGGGGUAGAUGUGCAGCCUGUCAUCCCUUGCAGUUUUUCAAUGAAAAUAAUUUAAGUAUCCAAAAGGCUAGAGUCCAGUAAGUAAUUAAUUAAUUACUUUUUACUGUGCCCUAUAGUCCACAGGGAAACCAAGUUCGCAUUUACAAUAAAAGCUUGGGUGAUUUUAUCAGUACUAAUUAUUCAUUUAAUGGCAAACAAUGAUGAAAUAAACGUUCAUGUUGCAUAAAAAACAAGAGUUAAUGAACGGUUUAGGCGCAAUCAAAUGAUGCAUUCUUGCAAGUUUUACUCUUUCCUUAGGGAUCAAAGUCUUGAAAAGUGGGUGAAAUACAUAAAAAAUAUAAAUAAUUAACAAGCGUUUUUACUUAUUAACUGAGAUUUUCCGACAACCGGCGAAAAUCGAAAAGUUUAACCGACUACCGACAAAGAUCGAAAAUUUUCACCGACUACCGACAAAAUUACUGAAUUUUAACCGACAACCGACAAGUGGACCCCCCCAUUCAGACCCUCUAAAAGGUUUGAUUGUCGCCCAGGUUAGUUUUGUGCAGGUCCUGUUAUUUUGUUGUGACAGAGUCACUUUUAUGGUUCCUUAAGAGACUUACAGAUCGUUUUAUUAUGUUUUUAGUUACACAGUUGUAGUUUUUUUUGUAUUCUUUUGGCUUAUUUGCAAUUCUGUUGACGUGAGUAGAUCGGUUAAACGCUUACCGUCUAGAAAGGUCACCAUCCCUAUUGUUUAGUCAAAUUCCCUUUUCAGUUACUAGGUUUAAUCACCUAUUUUUGUAGUUUUACUUACUUAUCUUUUAGAUAUGCGUAGGAUUGGUAUUUUCUUAGGUUUGUUUUUCCUGUGCGUAGUUUUUGGCUAUCGUGUUUUAUCGUUUCUCUUUUCAACACCUAUUUUUUUUGCAAGUUAGGCGUGACUUGGGCGUUUAUUUUAAUCCCCUCAAAUCAGGAUGUGAUUUAUCUGUUUUAUGCUUUUGACUCGUUUCCUAUCACAUAAGUAUCUGUUUACUUGCGUAUAAAUACGAGUACUUUAGUCUAGUUUCCUCGAGUUGAGUUAGCUCGGCUAUUAAGCUUUGCUAUUUAGCUGUGGAGCUUAACUCUCCAGAAAGUCUCGACCUCUGGUAAUUUUUGCGUAACAUUUCCUUAUUUCAUUGUUUCAUUCUCGCGCUGUAUUAAUAUAUUUCAUUUUUAAUUAGCUUUUACUUCGUUUUGUCGUUAGUUUUUUUUUUAAUUAGGUGUUCGUUUUUCUUUUGUAAUAAACAUUCAUUUAAGCCCACUCCUUGCAUCCAAAGGAUUCAUGUCGUUGUGCCACUGCUCUUUGGCCUCCGGCCGUUGGCGGCGUUGAACCGCUCGCGCCGCUCGGUUACAUUGUGAAGGAAAGUUCUGAAAGUUCAACUGACUUUAUACGUGAACUUGUUUUGCAAAAUAUGAUUUCCUCGUAGACUAUUUGGCCCGGGGGGUGGACUCCGCAUAUAAAAGGGGUGGGAUGCUCGUCGUCUUGCUUAGGGGUGUAAAGUUUUGGAUUUUGGUUUCACUUAGGGUGUUCUGGGCAGAACACCAUCAUAUUUAGCCCUGAAGGUUUCUUUUAGGGUUGCACGUGAAAAAAUAUAAUAAUAUGUGUAUUGUCUGUGUUUUAAUAUGGUCUCUUUUAGGGGUCAAAAAAGCUCAGGUUACGCCUAGAUCGGUCUCUUUUAGGGGAUUAAUUCAAAAUUUCCGACGAGCAUCCCCACCCCUUUCAUAUGCGGAGUCCCCCCGCCCCGGGCUAUUUGGUCGUGAGAAAUCAAGCGCACUAUACUAUAAGUUAUAGUAGAAUUUACCUGAGAGAUGCAUUUGGUUCUUAAUCUCCAUCUAUUAUUUUCUCGUAGACCCUUUCGUCGUCACGAAUCAAGGACUGUCUGCUGUACCCUCUUACAAACUAUCAAGAUUACUCGAGAAUUUAGAACUGAGGUAUGCAUUUAAUACGUUAGCUGCAGUUACAACAGAUAGAAUUCCCUAUCCAAAGUGAAGAAAUGCCUUUGGCGUUAAUCGCCGGGAAACUUUCUGACGAACCUUAUGUUGGGAUACAGAUUUUGAAGGAAUAGACAAACAGGACUUGGCAGUUGAAGUUUGUUUAAUCUUCUUCUGUGCAACAAUGACAAGCUUGACCAGAGCUAAAACUGAAUAUACCCUAGCUUACAGAGUGUUUCUAUUUAUACUGAAAAGAUCAAUUUAAUUAAGUUUAAGCAAGAUCAAUAGCAUUCAUAUGUAGAAAAUAGGUGUUUCGGAGUGUUUAUGAGUAUAGGAUCAAAAGGAACCGUAAUUAAACUGUCUUCAGCGGUGACGAUAGGUUUUGUCCUUCCAAACACAAAUCGGGGAAAUAAGAGUUAAGAGAAUUCGAGCGACUUCGGCGUAUGAACAACAAGAGGGAAAACUAACUCUGCAACUCGGCGCUUGGCUGGCGGGAAAGGAACUCGUCACUGUUCCACAAUACUAGGAUCUGCUACAACUGGAAAACAGGACAGCACUCAAACUUGGACUUCAACAGUUUAAUCUUCAGCUCAUGAACGUAAAUCAUACAGGCAUGUGCAACCAAAAUGCAAAUCAUACCGGCAUGUAAAUCGCAAUGUAACUGGUAAAUCGAAAAACAGCUGGGAUAACAGUGUUCUAUUUAUACUAACCGAUCAAGUUAUUGCAACGCCACAAAACAAAUGGAAAGAAGGCUGAAUAAAGUCAGCUGAAAACUGAAAACAAAUCUGGAUAAAUUCAGCUUUAAUCUUUGAAUGCUCAACUAAAUGAUUCAAAAUUAAAUGUCAGUCAGACCCCCCGCCAACUAGGGGAAUACGUCGGUAAAUACAAUCUUUCAGGUCGCAGGGGACUUUUCAGCGAUAUUAACCAUCAUAUAGGAUUUCCUCUCAGCACUUUAAUUUUAUUAUGCGAUAUGCAUACAUGGUCCCACUGGCGAUAUACUCAUAGUGAUAGUAAUUUUUUGUGUGAAUAAAUUGUAAGGCCAAGCUGCAUACAGAAAUCCCUCUCAACCGGCUUAUCCUCAGACGGAUGUUUUUUUUAAAAAGAGCUGGCAAGCAAUCUUCGUAAAUUACGUGACACAAACAAACUCUAUAUACUUACAUGUGUGGUAUACUCUCGGAGUAGUCAAUCGAUAAAAAUCGGUAGCAAUCAAGUGAUUUUUAUCUAUUGAUAACGGAAAUCGGUGAAAAUCGAUAAACUAAACUGCUGUGUCAAAUCGAUAUUAUCGAUUUUUCAUGAUUUUAACGAUAUAUAACGGAAGUCCGCCCUUGUUGUUUUUUGGCAUAAGUUAGCAUCCACGAGUAAUCACUGAUCAACAAACAUGACAAAGAGAAAUGUGGAAACCAUUGCACGCACAAGUUUCUCUCUAAAACUCUUCGUUUUGCACAUAAUAACAAAAACGGUUCGCUUUUAUAAUUACAUUCAGUUCUCGCAGGCAAGUAUCACGAGAAAUACAACCUUAGUAAAGAUUUCCUUGCCUGAAUUUCAGACAUUCCCACGAGUUGAAGGGAUGUCUGAAAUUCAUUCAAAGAUUUCCCUAUAUAGAUUUUCACUGUUUCGUUGUCAAUCGAUAAAAAUCACUUGAUUGCUGACGAUUUUUAUCCAUUGGCUACUCCACGAUGUAACUACACCCGGAACUACACCGACGUUCAAAGGGCGGCAGGUCUAAAUCGUGAAAAGCUGGAUACCUAUAAACCAGAAGAUUUUAAACCUGGUUUUGAAGAGAAGACAAGAUUUCUCAGAUUUUUUAAAAAGAUUUUUUUUAAAAAGUGAUAAUUGUUUGAUCCUUCGACUCUCAAUUGCAACUCAACUGUCAACAAAUUUACUGUUUCCAUGAAAUCAGUUUUCAUUUUUUGGAUGAACAGAUGAACAGAUAUAUCUUCCGAUAUAAAUCGAUGAAAUCGGAAAAAAAAAACCAAGCAAAAUAGAUUAACGAAACGAAUGUGUCAUCGAUCUCUACCGAUUGAUCGAUACAAUCAUUAUCAAUCAAAUCAGAUUUACCGAUUUUUAUCGAUUGACUACUUCGGGUAUACUACAAUGUGUUGCACACAAACCUAUAACCUCUUUACGACGACUACUUUCUCAGUGUUUUGGUGGUAGAGAAAUAGGUUUUCUUUUCAAUUGCUAAGCACUUGUAUUCCGCUACCAAGAGAUGUUCACCUUUAGAAAUAAGUUCAAUUUCCGAAAUUUGAGUUUUCUGAAAUGUUUCCACUGGCCCGGUUUGUAGUUUGUUGGCAACAGCUUCAGUAGUUUCAGUAGAAGGUAGAUGAAUAUACAAUGAAUAGAUAGAUAAUGUAUAUACACCAUGUUUAAACUGGUAAUAGUCGACACUUCAGCUGCCCCUGCUCUGUAUAUUGUAGGUUACAGUAUUCUUGCUCGUUGUGUAGCUCUUUGAAAUAUACCGAUUCAUAAUGAAGAUUUUCACACAUAUUCAAUACAAUAGGUGAGAUAAAUACCGGAAACGCAAGGUUCCAUGCACAGUUUCAGUUCGAUUUACACAGCUUUGCUCAAAACAUUCUCAGUUUCGAGAAUAGUUUAUUCUAAACCAUAAGAAAAGAUUUAAUUAGAAGUUAAAUUUUUCCAUAUUUCUCUUUCACUUUUUACAUUCAGUUCAUUUUAUUUGCCGGAAAGUAAGCCUUAGAAAUUAAAAGGACGUUUGAUCAAUUCACGCUCGCGCAUUCUAGUCUUAUUUUAAACUUUAUAGCGGAAAGACAUCUGUGAGCACGGAAUAAGUCAGCACAGAAUUUGAUUGACGGAGAAUUUCUGUAAUCGCCCAUCGUUCUGCUAGUGAUAAGCUAGCCGUUGUUCACUCGUCUUGCUGGUUUGGGGCUGAGUCUUAUUCCGAUCAAAGAGAGAGAAAGAGUGUCCGGCAAGAUUUCCAAUCAAAGAUUUGUGAACUCGUGUCUGACAAACUCUCCAAGUGUUUAUAUAUACACAGUUAUACGCUCCUUAUAACUUCAUCUGCGCUUAACGAGUGUCUUUUGGUCCAUAACUUUCAAACAACUGCUGCAUAGAAUGUCAGUGAUAACACGUAACGCAAAAGAGUAUCGAAGAAUGACUGUCGCUAUAAAUGUCACAAAAACUACCUGAGUGGUCCCUUCAGGAUUUUCUGUCUUUACGUCAUCCUAACCAUUUCGUACUUGCGGGCGCAAAAAUAGAAACGUCAUCAUAACCUAGCGAUUCCUCGCGGCCCCUGUUCAAGCAAAUCGAGAUUUUUUCUAGCAUACUGACUGUAUAUUUCAACUGUAAGUACUUUCCUUAAUAUACGCGCGAGUUACUAGAGUGCCUCCUCGGGAUUUCGCCUUCUGGGCGAAAUCCCUGCGAGGACAACAAUGGUAAAUCUGUUUCUCUUUUUUUUUUUGUAAUUCGAUCAUUAUCACUAAAACGAAUGUUAAUAUUUUCCUUUUUUUAGAGAAGAACCCAGUAAAUUGUAAACUGUAAAUAUCUUAUUAUCCACUCCCCUCAGGGCUUUUCAGGGAUAAUUUACAACACUGGUUGGGGGACUUUACCUGACUGCUUAGGUGCAGUUUACAAGUAAUGAAGGAAUGAGUAAUGAUGCCCCCAUACAUGAGUGUGAAAGUGAGAUAGACCACUACACCGGGCACUACGUGCCCUACACUUUACGAAGACCGUGUGGGCUCUUUAACGUCCCACAGAUUUAUUACACGUGCAAGGACUUGUGAAACGGGGCCUACAGUUUAUCGUCCUUAUCCGAGAAGACUAGAAAGUCUAACCUUUUGCAGAUGCUAUUACACUUUCUCCUCAAUUAUUUAAAGACCCUGAGUGUUGGUCAGGCCGGGGUCUGAACUUACGGCCUAGUCGCUCAGCAGACCGGCGCUUAUCCCAUUGAACUAACCGGGCGGCGGUUCCAGUCCAUCAAGUCAUAUUAUACAACGAUGAAAAACACGUAGAAGGAUUCCUUAUUGAGGCAAAUCAAAUACGACUGUGAUAGACAAAAACCAAUAGUAAAGGAGCUAAUAAAUAAGCUUUUACUCUAGUUUUUAAUUGUGCUUUUCAGAUCCUCUUCGUCAUAGUACAUAAAGACAAAUGUUAUCAGAAGAAAAAAGAAACCACAAUAUGUAUACCCUUUGUCAGACGAGCUGAAAUAGCAAAGCCAGCAAAAAAAAAUAUGACAACCACACCUUUUGAUGAUAAUAUUGGCGACACCUAUGUCAACUUUAAAGAUUUCCAGCAGGCCCUAGGCAACGCCUAUUACAGUCUUGGAGAUUUCCGGAAAGCCAUAGAGUACCAUGAACGACACCUCAAAAUUUCGACAGAAGUGGGAGACAGAGCAGGGGAAGGAACAGCGUACGGUAAUCUUGGCGUCGCCUAUUGCAGUCUUGGAGAUUUCCAGAAAGCCAUAGACUACCAUCAACGACACCUUAAAAUUUCGAAAGAAGUGGGAGACAGAGCAGGAGAAGGAAGAGCGUACGGUAAUCUUGGCAACGCCUAUUACAGUCUUGGAGAUUUCCAGAAAGCCAUAGAGUACCAUGAACGACACCUAAAAAUUUCGAAAGAAGUGGGAGACAGAGCAGGGGAAAGAGGAGCGUACGGUAAUCUUGGCGUCGCCUAUGACAGUCUUGGAGAUUUCCAGAAAGCCAUAGAAUACCAUAAAGGAUGCCUCAAAAUUUCCAAAGAAGUGGGAGACAGAGCAGGGGAAGGAAGAGCGUACGGUAAUCUUGGCAUCGCCUAUGACAGUCUUGGAGAUUUCAAAAAAGCCAUAGAGUACCAUGAACGAUGCCUCAAAAUUUCGAAAGAAGUGGGAGACAAAGCAGACGAAGGAAGAGCGUACGGUAAUCUUGGCAACGUCUAUAACAGUCUUGGAGAUUUCCAGAAAGCCAUAGAGUACCUUAAACGAGACCUCAAAAUUUCGAAAGAAGUAGGAAACGGGGCAGCAGAAGGAACAGCGUACGGUAAUCUUGGCAACGCCUAUCAGAGUCUUGGAGAUUUCCAGAAAGCCAUAGAGUACCAUGAACGACACCUCAAAAUUUCGAACGAAGUGGGAGACAAAGCAGGGGAAGGAAGAGCGUACGGUAAUCUUGGCAACGCCUAUGACAGUCUUGGAGAUUUCCAGAAAGCCAUAGACUACCAUCAACGACACCUCAAAAUUUUGAAAGAAGUAGGAGACAGAGCAGGAGAAGGAGGAGCGUACGGUAAUCUUGGCAACGCCUAUCACAGUCUUGGAGAUUUCCAGAAAGCCAUAGAGUACCAUGAACGACACCUCAAAAUUUCGAAAGAAGUGGGAAACAGGGCAGGAGAAGGAAGAGCGUACGGUAAUCUUGGCAACGCCUAUUACAGUCUUGGAGAUUUCCAGAAAGCCAUAGAGUACCAUGAACGAGACCUCAAAAUUUCGAAAGAAGUGGGAGACAGGGCAGGAGAAGGAAGAGCGUACGGUAAUCUUGGCAACGCCUAUUACAGUCUUGGAGAUUUCCAGAAAGCCAUAGAGUACCAUGAACGAUACCUCAAAAUUUCGAAAGAAGUGGGAGACAGGGCAGGAGAAGGAAGAACGUACGGUAAUCUUGGCAACGCCUAUGACAGUCUUGGAGAUUUCCAGAAAGCCAUAGAGUACCAUGAACGACACCUCAAAAUUUCGAAAGAAGUGGGAGACAGAGCAGGGGAAGGAGGAGCGUACGGUAAUCUUGGCAACGCCUAUCAGAGUCUUGGAGAUUUCCAGAAAGCCAUAGAGUACCAUGAACGACACCUCAAAAUUUCGAAAGAAGUGGGAGACAGAGCAGGGGAAGGAGGAGCGUACGGUAAUCUUGGUGUCGCCUAUAGAAAUCUUGGAGAUUUCCAGAAAGCCAUAGAGUGUCAUGAACGAUGCCUCAAAAUUUCGAAAGAACUGGGACAUAGAGAAGGACAAGGAAAAGCGUACGGUAAUCUUGGCGUCGCUUAUGAAAGUCUUGGAGAGUUUCAGAAAGCCGUUCAGUAUUAUAAGCACAGUGUUCUAGCCUUCGACCACAUUAGGGGAAAUCUCAUAUCUAAAGACGAAUGGAAGAUUAGCCUUAAAAAUACGUAUGAUUAUAUUAACUUGAGGCUGUGGGAGCUGCAGUUGAAGGAAGGUAAAGUCAUUGAGGCACUUUUAACUGCUGAUCAAGGACGUGCACAAGCUUUAAACGAUCUUCUGGAGUUGAAGUAUGGCCUUAAAGGGCUACGCCCAGAAAUAGGAACACUUUAUGCAAGACCAAGUGACUUUGCUAGUUACUUACCACCAAAUACGGCAUUCCUGGGUAUAGGCAAGGGAGGAAUGGUUCUCUGGGUGAACGAGAAAGGAAAAGAAAUCAAAACUAGAAGAAGCCAGAUCGAUAUCUCCGUCACAACCUAUUUUCAGUCUCUAUUGGAAACUACACAUGAAGAAAUAGGUGUGAGAGCUGAUGUUAACUGUGAAGAUCGCUCAUUAAGUAACCCAAGCGAUAAAAAGCUAGUAGAAGAAAGAUCCAGUGAGCCAAAGUCUUGUCCUUCAUAUUUUCAGACAAAUUCAUUACAAACAUUUUACAAUGUGGUUAUAGACCCUAUAAGAGACUUGCUCCAUAGCGAUGAGGUUGUGAUUGUUCCACAAGGACCUCUGUGUUUGGCCCCUUAUGCUGUUUUCGUGGACUUGAAAUCAGAGUACCUCUGUGAAACUUUCAGAAUUCGUCUGGUUCCUUCACUUUCUAGUCUUCGAUUAAUCCAAAAUUGUCCAGCAGAUUGGCACAGUAAGACUGGCGCCCUUCUCGUCGGCGAUCCGUGGGUACAGGAGGUAGUUUAUGAAGGAAUGACGCUGGGGCAGUUAAAGUGGGCUGAAAAGGAAGUGCAGAUGAUUGGGGAAAUACUUCAAACUGAACCUCUCGUUGGAAAGCAGGCAACGAAAGAUGAAGUCUUAGCACGUAUCUCCUCGGUUGCUUUGGUGCACAUUGCUGCUCACGGUAAAAUGGAAACAGGAGAAAUUGCCUUGGCCCCAAACACAACACGUUCAUCCGUGAAUCCAGCCAGGGAGGACUAUCUCUUAUCUAUGAAAGAUGUUUUAGACGCGAAGAUUAGGGCAAGACUUGUUGUACUUAGUUGUUGUCAUAGUGCUUGGGGAGAAGUCAAAUCUGAGGGUGUUGUCGGCAUCGCACGGGCGUUUUUGGGUGCUGGUGCUCGCUCUGUUCUGGUGUCCCUGUGGGCGAUCGACGACGAAGCUACUAUGGAGUUCAUGAAAGUUUUCUACACACAACUAGUCCAUGGACGAAGUGCCAGUGAAGCUCUGAAUGACGCCAUGAAAUCCAUGAGAGAAUCUGACCGCUUUAAUGCAGUGAAGUACUGGGCGCCGUUUGUUCUCAUUGGUGACGACGUAACGCUCGACUUUGAGGGCAUCCAAUAA